Molecule: messenger RNA, 5665 nt
Organism: Anopheles funestus (African malaria mosquito)
Lineage: Eukaryota; Metazoa; Arthropoda; Insecta; Diptera; Culicidae
Product: pickpocket protein 28-like
Exons: 5
Coding region: 4007-5659 (550 amino acids)
Biological process (GO): sodium ion transmembrane transport
Cellular component (GO): membrane
Molecular function (GO): ligand-gated sodium channel activity
Source: RefSeq, a predicted model, not a curated record
AAUCAUAAUGGAAGAUUAGCAUCCUCUUUUUCAAAAGCAAAUGAUUGCGAGUGAAGUAUGGGUAGUCAGAAUUAUGUUAAAACACCAUUGAUUAAGUUAGUUUUGACCCAUUGCGACGGUUUUUACAGAAACAAUUGAAUUUUUGCUCCAAAUUGUCUGUUUUCGUAAAACACUAGGCGUCUCCAUCGAUUAGGUUUCCAUAAACAAAGUGUAGCGCGUGUUCCUCAACAGUGGAAUUAUUUUAUUCACUCGAUUAGAAUAAUAUUUAUGUGCAUUUGCUUAAAGAGAUUAUUUGUGCCGUAAUGCUAACCAGAAAUGAAGCCUGGACGGCCAUUUAUUUACACCUCGAAUGGUUAAUCGUGAAUGUCAGCAGCGAACAGGUUCGAGAUCGGGAACGUGUUUACUUUUUGCCCGUGCGUUGCUGCCGUUAGCCAAACCUUACUUUUUCAGCCUACACGCUUGACGAUGAUAAUAAUAAGUGAUUAUGGUUCCAUCCUACCAAAACUGGCCGCUGCUAAUGCGGAAGCAGCGAGCGCCUCGGUAAGGAGAUAAAUCUAAUUUCAACUUCCAUUAAUAAUUUUUUUUGUCGCUUCGUCUUUUUCUUCCCUUUUCCCUUUCUAAUGUGUUCAACGACGUGGAAAACGCUGUCGAGUAUGGCAUUGGUUUUCUUGGGCGAAUAAAACAAAAGUUAUUCCUUUAUCCACCGUCCGAUGGACACGGACGCCAAGAACCUACGGUUGCAUUUGUGUCCGAGCGAUUUUUUUGUCGUGUCUUGGUUUGUCAUAGAACGCCACAAGAAUGUUUAUUUCGCAAGAAUUACGCACAGCGGUGGAAAAAGAAGAUAAAAGAAGAGAACAUUCCAUUUCGAUUUUCAUUUCCACGGUGGUCCAUUUCUUGGAUCCGCAUGUUUUGGCUUACCUUCUGGGAGGGUUUGUGUUUCAUGAUAUUAAAAUUAUGCUCGAGUUUGGGAUGGCUUGAGGGUGGCAAGGGAAACCCGCGUGGAUUCAAGGUAGUACCACCGGGCUACGGGUAGUAAUAUCAAUUUGGUGAAUCUUGAACGGUUGUUGAAAAUCACCUUUGAUUUUCUUUUUUGUUCCAUUUGACGCUAUUUCUUUGAAACGGGCCCCAGCAACAACCGUGAAAUGUAUAUCGUGGCAAAUUAAAUUAAGGAUACUGCCACCGAAUGAGGCUUUUGGUUUACCGUGUUGUUGUUUUUUUGUUUGCCUCGUUUCGGGAAGCAAGUGCGAUCUUAAUUUAUUUUGCCACUACUUGCCGAAAACGGGUGGCCAAUCCAAUCGGGGCCCGAACUGGACAGGCAAAAUUUCAUCAAUAUAAAAUUAAAUUUAUUAAUCCAAACAGAUGUAACUUUAGCGUGGUUUGGCGCGGUUUUUUUUUGGGAAGGUUUUGGAAGUGGAAAUUAAAUUUCGGCCCUUCAAACAAUCGCCACAUUCAAUGCGGGUUGGUGUGUGGUUGGUGUGUGAAAAGCAACUAAACCCGAACGGUGCUGAUAGUAUUGCUGCGUCUCAUGAAUGUGUACAUAAUUUAAAACACCCACACCACCGGUAACGAGAAGAGUAAAUAGCAUGACCGUAGUCUUGCUGUUUUUCGUUCAUCAUCAUCGUCGUCGUCGUCAACAUCAUCUUACAGUAUUCCUUUCAUUUGCACAAACAUCCAACUUGCCACUUUCACCUUCUCCCCAUCUUUAUCUCUCUGUCUCGCUCCUUCCAAACGCUUCGAGUUUCGUAAUGGUUAGUCAGUCGUGACAUUUUUUAAUCAAAAGAGAAAAAAAAGCAGACCAAAAAAAGAAAAGACCGCUAGGCCAACAUUCGUAUAGAACCAUAGAAUUUUGGAUAAGUAAAAAAGAGGAAAUAAAACCCUCUAAGAAAAUCCUUACCACCGCACAGCCGAACGGUACCGGUACCAUGGUGCAAGGGGUGGAAAAAAUAAAAUGGCUAACGGAAGGAAAAGAACGAACGCAGCAUAAAAUCCGGAACAUGGAAAACAGGCAACCGAGCAGAGCGAAAGCGUUGUAAUGUUUGAUUUUCAUUCGGGAUCCCUUUUUUAUUUGCCUUUUUCCCGUUCGUUGCAAUAGCCCCUGUGGGUAGGCAAACCGGGAAAGCAAAAUAGGACCGUGCGAGCUUUCGCUCGGUACGCGGUACCGUACUUUUGAUUAGAGCUUUUCCAUCAUCGGAUGCUGCUGGCCCCCGUGUAUGAACCCAGUGCCUUAUUGCAUUGAACAUCCGUUAAGCUUUGAAAGGUGAGCCAUGUACCGUCGUGUCCUGGUUCACCGAACCCAGACGAAUUACCAUCGAUCUUAACAAUUAAUCUUUUACGUUUGGUACCUUUUACACCGCCAAAUGGUAACUCAAUAAAGAUUGCAGCUGUUGUCCCAUUUAUUGGAUCAUAUAAAGAUUGCCCCAAAAAUUGCCUUUUUUAGGAAAACAUUAAAAAAGCUAAUUGCGUAAUGCGGAAAGCGUGACUUUUAGGCGCAAAAUUUCUAAAACUUUUUACUCAAUUCCGCCUAAAUGUAUGCUAUCGUUAUUCCGUUACCACUUUUUAAUCCUCUUCUUAACUAAUUCGCUGCCGUCAAAUAGAAACUAGCUUUAAACUGCUCAUCCCGAGCUCAAUUAAAUGUCAGUUUGUGGAUGUGUGAAUAAAUUACUAUCCCCAUGCCAUCGGCGGUCAUUGUACGUUUUAGAGUCAAUUUCCCCCGCGGUAUGGGCACACCUUGGUUUCACUUAGCCGUGGCAAAAACCAUGUACUAUUGGCCUUUCAAAUUAAUCCAUUCGUAGAAUUGGGGAUUUUAUGUUCUUUUUUUUAUGCACACACACACACGUAUAGAAGCACAGAAACACGCUCUGAAAGCCGCAACGAAACGGAAGUAACACCGAAACUGUGCACAAUUUAUCAAUCAAAUAAAUCAUCCACGUGCCGACCGGUGUACGCACCGCGUUCGGAGCACCAUUUUGGGACGGUUUUAUUUUUGAUGAAUAUUGCUAAUAAAGCAAACUUUGGGUAAGGGUGGGAGGGCAACAAGACGGGAAACAAAUGGAAAAUGAGAGAGUAAGAGAGAGAGAGAGAGAGAAAGUGGGAGAGAGAAAUGUACAGCGUGCUAAUACGAGCGGUUGAUUUAUUGAACAUUCUCUAUUCGUCUGUGACAGAUCUGCUUUGUCCAGCUGUCAACUGUUCCGUUUUUAUUUGUGCUGUGUGUGUGUGCGCGCGUUUUUGUUCCUCUUCUUCUUCUGCUCUUUUGCUUGCCUGCUUUCGCUGUCUGUCAACGACGCAAGUGAUGAUUAAUUGACUAAAGUGCCGCAAAAUGCUGACAUUGCUGUACGUUUUGAUGUACCGCGCGCCCGCUAUUGUUUAAUGUUUGCCGGGCGUGGAUCUCGAUACCAGGUUUUUUGGGGGCAGAAUUAUUACACCCAAAAACAAUUGCCUACCUGCAGGAUGAUGUCAAUUUGGUGCUAAAUAAAAUGCGUUUAAAACAAAAAAAAAAAAUAAAUAUAACAAUACUUUUACUUUAAAACAUUCACAGCAGGUGUAUAGUGUGAAGGCAGGGUUAAAGGAUACACACCCUGACGCAUGUGCAUGUUCCCCGUCCAUGGAAGACAGGUACCUCCCCUGUGGUUUGUGUUCCUGGUCGGUUACAGCACACCCAUCCCUCGCUCCGCUUAUCACUGGGCGGCGUCAGUAGCGCAGAUAGCUAACCCAUAAGCAGCCCGAAGCUUGGCGUGGCGUUGUUUUACACCUUUCAGCAGUAGCGCCCCGACAUGAUCUCACGAGGUAGGCGCUUUUUACGCGCGCGUUUAAGGUGUGUUAGCGUAGCCUAGAGGGAAUUUGGCGUGACAACUCGGUUAGACGUCCGCGAGCAUACCAGCUAUAGCGGGUAUGAUGAUGCCCGGUGCGGUUCACAUUCGGUAGGAUCGUACAUAUAUAUAUAUAGGACCGCUUCGCUACCGUUUCGUUUAUCAUUCUGUGAACCGUUUGUUCGUGCGCAUCGUUCGUUAUGGAGUCACGGUCGGUGAGCAAUUUCGAGCUGAAAGCAAUCACUGCGUGGGAUAAGCGUAAUUUUGCGCGCGGUGUUAAAAGUUUGUUUUUGGAGUAUUGCUCCAACAGUACGGUGCACGGUAUUAAGUACUUUGGCUGUAAGCGACGAACCCGGUUCGAGAAGAUAUGGUGGAUUGCAACCUUCCUCCUAUCGGUGUACGGCUGUGGCCGGUUGAUCCAGAACAUCUAUCGCAAAUGGGACCAAACACCGGUGAUUGUGAGCUUCGCUGAAAAAUCCACACCGGUGUGGCAGAUCCCAUUCCCGGCGGUUACAAUCUGUCCCGAAACGAAGGCAAGCAGCGAGUACCUUAACUUCACCCAGAUAUACGCACAGAUAAACGAAACCUAUCGGGAGGAGAUGUCAAACGAAACCUACGAUCGAUUCCGUGCGGUUGCGCAAGUAUGCGAUGCGCACAUUCUCAGCGGUGUUAGCCUGAAUCAAACAACCGAUCCGAACUGUGUCGAUCUGCUGCGGAACGUAUCGAGACCGCUCGAAUCGUUACUGUUUUUCUGCAAAUGGCGCAACGAUGCACGGCUUUGUAGCGAGUUCUUCACGGAAACGAUCACCGAGGAGGGUAUCUGUUUUACGUUCAACGGCCAAUCUGCCGGUGAGAUGUUAAGAUUAGACAAGCUGCACAGUGACUAUGAGUACAUAUCGGAGAAACGGGAAUCCCCGAAGUGGACACUGGAGAAGGGUUAUGCGGAAAAUACCGAUCUCAAUACGUACCCGGUACGGGUGCUGGGUGCCGGCGCGCGAGCCGGUCUUAACGUGUUGCUAAAUCUGUUCGCACAGGAUACGGACUUUAUCUGUCGUGGACCGGUGCAAGGAUUUAAAAUCUUGCUUCAUACCUCAAGCGAAUAUCCGCAGGUAUCGAAACAAUACUAUCGUGUGCCACUCCAUCAGGAAGUGAUCAUAUCCGUGAAACCGCAGAUGAUUACCACAUCCGAUGGGUUGCGUGAUUACACCCCCGAACGACGACAGUGUUUCUUCAACCACGAGCGCCAUCUGGAGUACUUCAAGGUGUACACACAGCAGAACUGUGAGCUAGAGUGUAUCACCAAAUAUACACUGGGAAAGUGCGGUUGCGUCAAAUUCUCCAUGCCGCGUGACGAUCGGACGGACAUUUGUGGCGCUAGCCAGAUCCAGUGCUACAACGAUGCAGAGGAUGAACUGCUGGCGGAAGACGUCAAGUACAUCGGGGAUAAAUCGUACGAUUUUCGUGCAAAGUGUAACUGUUUGCCGGCCUGUACCUCGGUACAGUACGAUGCGGAAAUCUCGCAAGCCGAUCUCGACUGGAAGAGCAUGUUUGCGGCGUACCGCCAAUCGCUCGGUGAGAUGGAAGGUGCACAGUUUGCGCGGCUGACGAUCUACUUUAAGGAGGCACAGUUUAUCACAUCGAAGCGUAGCGAACUGUACGGUGUGACCGAUUUCUUGGCAAACUGUGGCGGUUUGCUUGGGCUGUUUAUGGGUGUCAGUUUGCUCAGUCUGGUAGAGCUGAUUUACUUCUGCUCGAUCCGUCCCUUCACCAUACUGCGUGCGUAUCGCACCAGCAGACGCGAGUCACACGUGUUCGAUGCUCCGCCAAUUGUUGACAAAGCGAAAGAUUUUUAAUCCGGU